AUGGUGCCGAUACAAUCGUCCACUACUUUCGAAUCCAGUAACAGGGAAGCAAAGGUCUACUCCCAUAAAGCGGUUGACUGCCCACUAGGCACUAAAGUCAAGUCAAAAUUCGCUCACAACCCCAAUCUGGCUGAGGAUGAACCAUUUCAGCCAGGAAACACGGGAUUGAGUCCCGAAGCCCCGUCAAGCUCACAGUCAACAGUUGACUGCCCCCGGGCAGCGAAAUUGAUGCAGUCUUUACCUCAACACCCGCCUCUCAAGAUGCGCAGGGCAGGGCUCAAGCUCCUCAAGAGACCGAACGAAAGCCAGACUCAGUCGGGCACAUCCGGUGUCAAUGGAAACACUGAUAAACUGAAUUUGGAUGCUGGUGUGACUGCGGGCAACGACAUGGAAUGCUCUCCGGGAAGUGAGCUGGAGGCCAAGUUCAUCUCCGAUCCCACUAGCCGCUCUGUCCAGUGUUCUCGGUCUGCGUUGGCGACACAAACACCGAACAAGCAAAUUGGCAUUUCAAUUGAUUGCCCACCAGGUAACGAGCUGGACACAAAGCUUUCUUCUGAGCUCGCUGGUCUUGGUCUUGAGUCCGCCGGUCCUGUGCAUCAAACGACUAACACAGCCCCCACGGCAGACCCUCAAGCAAGCCUUGAAUGCUCUCCAGGUAGUGAGAUUGAAUCACAUUUAUUAGAGUCAUCCAGUCAGGCUAGUGCCCAAUCGGGAGCCCAGACCUCUAUCGAUUGUCCUCCUGGGAACGAAUUAGAACCCAAGUUCAUCUACAAUUCGGCUUCAAUUGAGAAAAUGCGAUCACAACCAGCAUUACGCUCUAGUCUUGGUACUUCCAAGAUGACCAAGAAUAUUGUGGAUUGUACACCCGGAAAUGAACUGGAGGCAAAAUUCAUUACGGAGAUGGCGAGUGCCGAGGGUCCCAAUGAGAAUGAGGACCUGAGCGCUUUGAGUGAUACUGACAUUCGAUCUCAUUGCGCUCCUUUGAAACCGAAGGUGCAAGCUAGUCCGUUGGAUUUCGGUUCUUCCGAAGGAAACAUUAGUGAUUUCAUUCUCCAAAGUCAGAAGCUACCCACCGAGAAAGGAGAGCAACCAGCAGCCUCCAUUUCCCCUAAAUUCCAUAUUCUUGCGUUCGAUACGUCGACAUCACAAGUCAUAGCUGCCCAAGCGGACUCAUUCUUCGGUGUCGACGAAGAAGAUAAUCGGCCAAGUAAAAUUUUGUCUCAACUGCACAACCCUGCCAAAUUCCUGCCCUAUUUUGAGAAAAUGCAAGAAGGUGGCUACGAAAUUGCAACUGGCGGAGGCAACAUCCUUGUCUUCCGAAAGUCUCAACCCACUCCUUGCCACACCCUCUCAAACACCGCAACCGACCAACAACCAGUAGUUCACACCAAGAUUGCCAGACAUCUUCGUCACGACUCGACGGACCCCGCCGCCAAAUACGCCGGAGCUCCCUGGCAAUCCACCACUGAGCCUCGUUCAAAAACGGGAUCCUUUAGUUCUGAGCCCGAAUCAACCACAAAGUCUAAGUCUUCGUUUCGCAAAACAGGUCGUAGAAUGCUCGUUGCAGGCACAGCUACCGCAGCGACGUGUUAUGCUAUUGGAGUCAUGAUCGAGUUCUUCCGCACCGGCGGAAAGGAUGGGCGUGGAAUUGAUGGGUUCACUGUGUUUGAGUCGGACCGACGUCGUCGAGAGUAG
Messenger RNA from Penicillium concentricum, 1695 nucleotides. RefSeq lists its product as uncharacterized. The record is from RefSeq and is a predicted model, not a curated record. The transcript is spliced from 3 exons. NCBI's taxonomy places the organism in Eukaryota, Fungi, Ascomycota, Eurotiomycetes, Eurotiales, Aspergillaceae. The coding region runs from base 1 to 1695 and encodes 564 amino acids.